Hyla sarda is the source of this 2165-nucleotide messenger RNA. RefSeq lists its product as uncharacterized. Bases 1 to 1179 code for a protein of 392 amino acids. The record is from RefSeq and is a predicted model, not a curated record. NCBI's taxonomy places the organism in Eukaryota, Metazoa, Chordata, Amphibia, Anura, Hylidae. The transcript is spliced from 2 exons.
AUGAUGUUACUGGAUCUCACGAGGAGCCCUAGGAAAGAAGGAGUCACCUCCUCUGCUGCAGAUAAGUUCACCAGCAUGAUUAGUUCACAGAGAUCAAGGACCAGACCCAUCAACUGUUCAGAGGAUACAGAGAGGACCAGACGCAUCAACUGUUUAGAGGACAGAGAGGACCAGACGCAUCAACUGUUCAGAGGACAGAGAGGACCAGACGCAUCAACUGUUCAGAGGACACAGAGAGGACCAGACGCAUCAACUGUUCAGAGGACAGAGAGGACCAGACCCAUCAACUGUUCAGAGGACACAGAGAGGACCAGACCCAUCAACUGUUCAGAGGACAGAGAGGACCAGACACAUCAACUGUUCAGAGGACAGAGAGGACCAGACCCAUCAACUGUUCAGAGGACAGAGAGGACCAGACGCAUCAACUGUUCAGAGGACACAGAGAGGACCAGACGCAUCAACUGUUCAGAGGACACAGAGAGGACCAGACGUAUCAACUGUUCAGAGGACACAGAGAGGACCAGACGCAUCAACUGUUCAGAGGACAGAGAGGACCAGACGCAUCAACUGUUCAGAGGACACAGAGAGGACCAGACCCAUCAACUGUUCAGAGGACACAGAGGACUAGACCCAACUACUGUUCAGAGGACACAGAGAGGAUCAGACCCAUCAACUGUUCACAGAACACAAACAGGACCAGACCCAUCAACUGUUCAGAGGCUACAGAGAGGACCAGACACAUCAACUGUUCAGAGGAUACAGAAAGGACCAGACCCAUCAACUGUUCAGAGGACAGAGAGGACCAGACACAUCAACUGUUCACAGAACACAAACAGGACCAGACCCAUCAACUGUUCAGAGGACACAGAGAGGACCAGACCAAUCUACUGUUCAGAGGACACUGAGAGGACCAGACCUAUCAACUGUUCAGAGGAUACAGAGAGGACCAGACCCAUCAACUGUUCAGAGGACAGAGGACUAGACCCAACUACUGUUCAGAGGACACAGAGAGGACCAGACCCAUCUACUGUUCAGAGGAUACAGAGAGGACCAGACCCAUCAACUGUUCAGAGGACACAGAGACGACCAGACCUAUCAACUGUUCAGAGGAUAGAGAGGACCAGACCCAUCAACUGUUCAGAGGACACUGAGAGGACCAGGCCUAUCAACUGUUCAUAGGAUACAGAGAGGACCAGACCCAUCUACUGUUCAGAGGAUACAGAGAGGACCAGACCCAUCUACUGUUCAGAGGACAAAGAGGACCAGACCCAUCUACUGUUCAGAGGACAAAGAGGACCAGACCCAUCAACUGUUCAGAGGACACUGAGAGGACCAGACCCAUCUACUGUUCAGAGGACACAGAGAGGACCAGACCAUCAACUGUUCAGAGAAAAAAGAGAGAACCAGACCAUCAACUGUUCACAGAACACAAACAGGACCAGACACAUCAACUGUUCAGAGGACACAGAGAGGACCGACCCAUCCACUGUUCAGAGAAAAAAGAGAGAACCAGACCAUCAACUGUUCACAGAACACAAACAGGACCAGACACAUCAACUGUUCAGAGGACACAGACAGGACCAGACCCAACUACUGUUUAGAGGACACAGAGAGGACCAGACCCAUCAACUGUUCAGAGGACACUGAGAGGACCAGGCCUUUAUAGGCAUAAACUGUAAAGAAGCCGCUGCUGGGGAACAAGCAUAAUAGAAUUGCUUGGCAUGAGAAGUGCAAGUAAUGGACAUAUAGACCAGUGGAAGUCUGUACUUCAGUCAGAGGAGACAACAUGUAAGAAUAUUUUACCAAUUUGGAUUGGGAUGAGUUGGACGACAGAGAGAAGAAAAAGCAGCAACGCAUACAAUAUCAAUCUACAAUGUAAAACAUGAAAAACAAGAAAAACCAUUAAAUGAAAAGUGAGAACCCCAAGAGCCCCAUCGAUCGUGCACAGCUCUUUGUCAUUCUCGGCAUUUCAGUGGUUAUGCGGAGUUGUCUGCCAGUAGUACACGCACAGGUACUUCCCGCCUUAACUUCUCUGGCAAAUUACAGUACAGCACACACUUCUCUUUUCAAUGCCAGGAAACAGUGCUUGUAAAACUGCACUGAACAGGCUGCCAUGUGCUGACCUUUUGAUUUACACAGUACACUCAUAUAGAAACUUCUGUACU